This is a messenger RNA of Entrophospora candida, 846 nucleotides long. NCBI's taxonomy places the organism in Eukaryota, Fungi, Glomeromycota, Glomeromycetes, Entrophosporales, Entrophosporaceae. The record is from the annotation of a GenBank genome assembly.
AUGCAACAACCUUUUAUACUAAUUCAUUCUAAUUCAAUGAUUGUAUUUAGUGGCAUUAUUGCACUUUUAAAUUUUGCUGAAGUUGUAUCUGGCGUAUCUCCAAUUUUCAAUCAUUAUAAAAAAGAUGAUAUUGCUGCUUGGAAACAAAUAUGUGGAUAUUUUUUUGCUGAACUUUCUUCUAUGAAAUUACAUUUACCAGAACCACAGGCUGGAAUUCAAGUAUUCCUUUUAUCAUUUUAUGAAUCAGGAAUAAGCAAAGUGGAAAUAAUCAUGACAAACCCUAGGGAAUUCGUUAAGGGCAGUCAUGUUGUAGAUUGUUCAAAGUCAUCAAUAGUAUACCAUUAUACAAAUGGAUUUCAGGUGGUAUCUACUGGUAGAUUGUUAGCAUUGCUGAAUCAAUCUCUUAAAAUUGUAAGUUUUGAAUACGAAUCACGUGAGCACACUGUAUAUGUACCUCGUAAAGCUUCAAAUAACCAAAUUGCAGAGGGUGUUGAUUGCAUUCAAGAAAUCAUGGUGGCCACUUUAAAAGAUCGUUUGACAGGCCCUCGUCUUGCAUCAGGUGUCAACGACAUACCAAUCAGGGAAGAAGUUUUACCAUAUGAUCUUGAAGGAAAACAUAAUAAUAAUGUUCCAUUAACACCUGGUACAACUGACGGGCAUCAAUCAAUCUCCACCACCCCUAUAAUCGACUCAUCCAACACGUCCACACCAACUGCUACGCCUAUUUCUAUGAAUGGAUCACCUGCUAUCUCAGAAGCGACAAUAAAAAGAGCUAAUGCCAGUAAUAGCAGUUCUCCUGCUAUGAAGAAAAGGAAAACUAAUAAAAAACCUAAAAAAACAAAUUAA